AUGGAUACACUUGCUACUUUCCUUCCAAAAUUUCCUUUAAAUUUCAAUGCCAAAUCUUCUUCACCGCAAAAAAAAGCUAAACUCAAAGUUUCAUUAGUUAGCAUUGAAGAAAAACAUGAAACAUCAAUCACCACAAACACUUCCUCUGCAAGAACAACAUUGCACAAGUUGGUAGAACUAACUAAAAAGCGCAGCCCGGAAAAACCCUCCAACCAAGAACAAGAACAAGUAGAUAAGAAAACAAAGCGAUCAUUACUUGAAAACAUCUUCAAGGCUUUUGAUGUUUUCAUAUCUGCUUUCCUCGACUUGCCUCUUCGCCCCUCCCUCGAUCCAAAACGUGUUCUCUCAGGAAACUUUGCACCGGUAGACGAGCUUCCACCGACUCCAUGCGAGGUGGUGGAAGGAGCCCUUCCAAGUUGCCUAGAUGGUGCAUACAUACGCAAUGGCCCCAACCCUCAGUUUGUUCCUCGUGGCCCUUACCAUCUCUUUGAUGGAGAUGGGAUGCUUCACUUGAUUAGAAUCUCGCAAGGCAAAGCGACGUUGUGUAGUCGCUAUGUGAAGACAUAUAAAUACAUAGUGGAGCACGAUAAUGGUUCCCCCAUUUUCCCUAGUGUCUUCUCCUCCUUCAACGGCUUCCCUGCUUCCAUGGCGCGUUGGGGGCUAACCAUAGCGCGAGUGCUAGCUGGACAGUUCAGUCCUUUGAUCAAUGGCUUUGGCUUAGCAAACAAAAGCGUAACUCUUUUUGGAGGAUGCAUCUUUGCUCUAGGCGAAUCCGAUCUUCCCUAUGCGAUAAAGUUAACACCCAAUGGAGAUAUAAUCACUCUAGGCCGCCAUGCCUUUGACAGUAAGCCAUUCUUGAAUAUGACAGCACAUCCCAAAAUUGAACCAAACACCGGUGAAACCUUUGCUUUUGGGUACGACAUAUUCCCUCCGUUCUUAAACUAUUUCAUAAUCAACAACGAAGGAAUGAAACAAGAGGACAUUCCUAUCCACUCCUUGACACAUUCAUCAUUUAUCCAUGAUUUUGCUGUCACAAAAAACUAUGCUAUAUUUCCUGAUAUACAAAUUGUGAUUCACCCUAUGGAUAUCUUCAGAGGAAGAUCACCAGUCGGAGUCGAUCCAGCCAAAAUCCCAAGGCUCGGGAUCAUCCCUCGAUAUGCAAAGGAUGAAACAGACAUGUUUUGGAUUGAAGUGCCUGGAUUCAACAUGCUACAUGCAGUUAAUGCAUGGGAAAAAGAUGACGGGGAAGAAAUAGUCAUUGUGGCUUCUAACAUAUUGUCUGUUGAGCAUGCAUUGGAUUGCAUGGAUUUGAUCCAUUUAUCACUGGAAAAAAUUGAAAUCAAAGUGAAGGAAAAGAAGGUAUUGAGGCAACCUGUUUCAGCCCAAAGUCUUGAUUUUGGAGUGAUCAAUCCAGCUUAUAUUGGAAAGAACAUGUAUGUCUAUGCAGCAGUGACAGCUCCAAUGCCUAAGAUAGCAGGAGUGGUAAAGCUAGACCUUUCACUACUCGAGUUGAACCACGGCAGCAAUUGCAUGGUGGCUAGCCGAUUAUAUGGCCAGGGUUGCUAUGGAGGCGAACCAUUCUUUGUAUCAAGGGAGCCCAAUAAUCCAGAAGCCGAGGAGGACGAUAGUUAUUUAGUGACCUACGUACACAACGAGAACACUGAAGAAUCUAGAUUCUUGGUUAUGAAUGCCAAGUCCCCCGACCUUGAAAUUGUGGCGAAUGUUAAGCUCCCCGGAAGGGUGCCUUAUGGAUUUCACGGAUUCUUCGUGACCGAAAGUGACCUCAUGAACAAACUGUGGAAGUUCUCCUAA
Molecule: messenger RNA, 1812 nt
Organism: Fraxinus pennsylvanica
Lineage: Eukaryota; Viridiplantae; Streptophyta; Magnoliopsida; Lamiales; Oleaceae
Source: the annotation of a GenBank genome assembly